Messenger RNA from Trichoderma breve, 1017 nucleotides. RefSeq names its product mitochondrial carrier protein domain-containing protein. Gene Ontology annotation, biological process: carnitine transmembrane transport; mitochondrial transport. The transcript has 2 exons. Gene Ontology annotation, molecular function: O-acyl-L-carnitine transmembrane transporter activity. The coding region runs from base 1 to 1017 and encodes 338 amino acids. Lineage: Eukaryota; Fungi; Ascomycota; Sordariomycetes; Hypocreales; Hypocreaceae. Gene Ontology annotation, cellular component: mitochondrial envelope. The record is from RefSeq and is a predicted model, not a curated record.
AUGUCUUCCUCAAGCUCCUCUCCCGCCGAGGCAGUCUCCUCCAUCGCCGACAAGAUCCCCUCGCCCCAAGAGGCCAAAGAGACCGCCCAGGCCGCCGCGCCUGCCGCUCAGUCCGCUCUUCUGUCUCAGCUGCGCGCCCUGACAGCCGGCGGCUUCGGAGGUAUUUGCGCCGUCGUCGUCGGCCACCCGUUCGAUCUGGUCAAGGUGCGCCUGCAGACGGCCGAGCGCGGCGUCUACUCGAGCGCCAUUGAUGUGGUGCGCAAGUCGGUCGCGCGGGAUGGACUGAGAAGGGGCCUGUAUGCAGGUGUCAGUGCGCCGCUGGUUGGCGUUACGCCCAUGUUCGCCGUGUCUUUCUGGGGCUACGAUCUCGGCAAGCAAAUCGUCGGCGGCGUCUCGACCAUUGGGCCCGACGGCCUGUCCACCGGCCAGCUCGCCGCCGCCGGCUUCCUCUCCGCCAUCCCCAUGACGGCCAUCACCGCCCCCUUCGAGCGCGUCAAGGUCAUCCUGCAGGUCCAGGGCCAGAAGCAGCUCGCGCCCGGCGAGAAGCCAAAGUACAGCGGCGGCCUGGACGUCGUGCGCCAGCUCUACCGCGAGGGCGGCAUUCGCUCCGUCUUCCGCGGCAGCGUUGCUACCCUCGCCCGUGACGGGCCCGGAAGCGCCGCAUACUUUGCUGCCUACGAGGUUAUUAAGAAGAGCUUGAGCCCCAAGGAUCCUGUUACUGGAAAGCCCACUGGCCAGCUGAGCCUGACCGCCGUGACGUGCGCUGGUGCUGGUGCCGGUGUUGCCAUGUGGAUUCCCGUCUUCCCUGUCGAUACUGUCAAGUCUCGUCUCCAGACUGCCGAGGGCAACGUCACCAUCGGAGGCGUCAUCCGCGAGCUUUACGGCAAGGGCGGUUACAAGGCCUUCUUCCCUGGCUUCGGACCUGCGCUCACUCGUGCUGUUCCCGCCAACGCAGCAACAUUCUUGGGCGUGGAGCUGGCACACCAGGCCAUGAACAAGAUGUUUGGGUCAAAAUAA